Molecule: messenger RNA, 1165 nt
Organism: Phoenix dactylifera (date palm)
Lineage: Eukaryota; Viridiplantae; Streptophyta; Magnoliopsida; Arecales; Arecaceae
Source: RefSeq, a predicted model, not a curated record
GAUAUGAGAAGAUACACAGUUGUCCGAAUGACUGCAUUUUAUAUCGUGGUGAAAAUAGGAACCAAGAGUCGUGCCGAAUAUGUGGAACCCCACGAUGGGGAAAACAUAAAGAUGACGAGAAUGAUUCGUUGACUGAAGUGGAUGCUGCACCGACUAAGAAAAAACCGGCUAAAAUUUUGAGGUAUUUUCCACUUAUACCAAGAUUGAAAAGGAUGUUUGCAUCACCGAAGACGGCUUCCUCGAUGAGAUGGCAUGACGAAGGCCGUACAAAGGAUGGAAUGUUACGACACCCAGCGGAUAGUCCCGCAUGGAAAGCAUUUGAUGAUAGGCAUCCCGAAUUUGCUUCUGAUGCUCGCAGUGUCAGACUGGGUUUGGCUACUGAUGGGUUUAAUCCCUUUCGAACUAUGAGUUCUACAUACAGCACUUGGCGGGUUGUUUUGGUUCCAUAUAAUUUACCUCCAUGGAUGUGUAUGAAACAGUCUUCACUCAUUUUGUCAAUGGUUAUUCCAGGUGAUAAGGGCCCAGGUAAUGAUAUUGAUGUUUUUUUGCAGCCUUUAAUAGAGGAAUUGAAACAGUUAUGGGAGGGUAUUGAUGCAUUUGAUGCUUUUACUGGUCAAACAUUCAAAUUGCGUGCAGCUCUUAUAUGGACUAUUAAUGAUUUUCCUGCAUAUGCUAAUUUAUCCGGUUGGAGCACUAAGGGGCGUAUUGCAUGUCCUUCUUGUGGAGAUUCAACCCAUUCAUAUUGGUUAAAAAAUGGAGGAAAGUUCUGUUAUAUGGGCCAUCGUCGAUGGUUAGAACCAAACCAUCCAUUUCGAUUUCAGAAUGAUCUGUUUGAUAGUACCACAGAGUUGCGUUCUGCCCCUAUUCCACCAACUGGUACCGAAGUUCUUAGACAAAUGCAUGGCACAAAUUACAUACCUGGUAAGGUCUCCAAAUGUUUAAAAAAGAGGGGAAGGGAGGAUGUUGGUAGCUCAUUAAAUGAAGGGUUAAUAUCAGAGAUUUUAGAGGAUGCUAACUUUUUUGAGAAUGAUGACAAUGCAUAUGGACAGGAAAAUGAUGAUGACACAUUGGUUGCUUCUACACAUAAACAGUUAUGGAAAAAAAGAAGUAUUUUUUUUUGAUUUACCUUAUUGGGAGUAUAAUCUUCUUCGACAUAAUCUUGAUG